ACCCGACACGCAGAAGCGCUUUCACUCAGUACCUGUAGACAUGUCUCAAAGCAAACCUGAAGAGCGUCUAGCUCUGGAGUUGAGCUGUGCGAUCUGUUUGCAGUUGUACCGUGAUCCCGUGGCCCUUCCUUGUGGACACAAUUAUUGCUUGGGUUGUAUACGAAAUGCUGCCAGCGCAGAAGAUCGCAAGUCCCCAAAACGGUGCCCGGAGUGCAGGGAGGAGUACGGCAGCCCCGAGACGCUUCCCAAGAACUUCAAGCUCAGCAGUAUCGUGGACGGGUUCCUGGUGGCCACGACCGGCGGCGGACUGAAAGGAGGCCCAAUGGUGCCCUGUGACCAGUGCCUGGACGACCCUGUAGCUGCGGUGAAAUUCUGCACACGCUGUGAAAUGUCACUCUGCCCCGGCCAUCUAAAAAAACACGAGGAACGGCACCGCUCGCUGCACGUCUUAGUGGAGCCGUCUGCAGAACGGGAUGGGAAGAGGUGCCCGGUGCACUUGAAGGUCACGGAGUACCUGUGCGCGCAGGAGCGCCUGUUCCUCUGCUCCGAGUGCCUGAUGGAGGGCACUCACCAGCACCACGAGGUGCAGACGUUCGAGGUGGCCAAGGAGGAAAUGAAGAGAGUUCUCGAGGAACUGGGGAAGUCUGUGUCUGACAAGCUACAGAUUACAGAAGCUCUGGUGAAAAGUGCCAGUGAAGGUCCCACGGACAAGGCCGAAGAUAAACUGGUGGCCAGAGCAAACAUACUGCUGGACAACAUGACUUCGCUUAUAAGUUCAUACAAGAGUCGUAUGAGCACUGUGAUGAACAACGAGCUUCAUUCUCGGGACAAAAGCUGGCAGGCCAGUCUAUGCGACUUGGAGGGUUGUCUACACCAGCUGCAGGAAGCCCAAAAGUGCACCGGUGAGGUUCUCUCUCAGUCCUCAGAGUUUCUCUUCAUCCAGAACUACCUCAACGUCGAAGCAAGGAUCCGCCAGGCUGUUAACGUCACCAUCCCUGCUCUACCUUCACAAGAGUCUUCCAACGCCAAGCAGCUGCGCUCAAACCUACGUACAGACGCCUUCCACGCUGAGAUGAGUCUUCUGUUGGAGUACCUCCAUGGCUUGAUGAACCCUCUAGACCUGACCUUCAACCCAGCCACGGCCCACCCUAGCCUUCUGCUGUCCGGCGAUCUCAAAACAGUCAAGCAGUGCGCCGGAGCUAAGAGCAGCACCAAUGGAGAUCAGAGCGAACGCUUCUCCACGGCCACUCAGGUCAUGUGCACCCAGGGUUUCUCCACAGGGGUUCACAUGUGGGCAGUGGAGGUUGGUCCUGGAUGUAUGUGGUCUCUGGGCCUGUGCUAUAAAAGCAUCCCGCGCAAAGGUGACCACAGCAGGCUGGGGCAUAACACCAGUUCCUGGAGGUUGCAGUGGAAAAGCAAGAAGAUGACGGCGUGCUACGACUCGGCUAAUGUGGCCGUAGGUGAAGGGCUGGUAAUGCCGCCAAAGAAGAUCGAAGUGACCCUGGAUUACGAAGGAGGAACUAUGGCUUUCCACAGCUCUGGAAAUGGAGGGCGCAGACAACACCUUCAUACAUUUAGUGCCGUGUUCAAGGACACGGUGUAUCCUGCGUUCGCAAUCCACUCUACUUCAGAGGAGUCGUGGAUAACUCUUCUGAGUGGAGCUUGACUGACACCAGCAUGCUUUCAUUUUCCCUCUUGGAUCAUUCUCGUUGUCCUUUUUUAAUUCUUUAUGCUUUAUUAUGCCUAAUCAUCUGCACUUGUAAAGAAACACCCAGACACAGUCAUGCCAUGCACACUUCAUUUACUAAAGAAAAAAUCUUGUAACAACUUAGCAGUUCUUGAUGUAUAGUAAAAAUGUUGGUGUGAUAUUAAAGUCUUCAUUUAACAAGUUCAAUAAAUACCAACAAUUUGUACAAUAAUCAAUAAAUGUAGUUAUUAAUACAAUGGGAAAUGGCUUGAAAAUUCAAGAGGACAAAUAUGUGCCGCCUCAGUUUCAAUAGACAUGAUGCUUCUGGAACAGACAUAAAUACCAGAGCAAAGCCACUGCAAUUACAAAUGGACUUCUUUUAGACUGUGAAUGAAAUGUUUGCGCAACACCUACAAGUAUCGGCGUAAACCCAAAAAUAGGAGAAUCUGAAUGGGUUUUGUUUAAAUGUUACUUAAAGUCUAGUUUUCUUGGCCCUAAAUAAGACAAGUCUUUUAAGAAAGUAAUCUGUACAUAGUGCGUUUUAUCCAGAGGUCAGAUCUUUCUGUCUCUGGGAAACAUUUAAAUUCAGACGCUCUUCAGAGCAUGAACGUUAUCAGUUCUUUUGUUUUGAGGUAUGUCAUAAGAGUUUUGCUUGUAGUUUCACUUGAAAAAAUGGUAAUGCCAGCAAAAGUUACAGUAAAAGACUGCAAACUGCAUGCACAUGAUGAUUACAUUAACACACAUGCUAGCAAACAACAUCCUUCAGGGGCAUAUGUUCUGUUUUGCAGAUUAUAUACGGUUGUACUAAAUAUGCAAAAACACCUACAGCAAAGUUCUCUGUGUACAGUAAACCAUGGUCUGUACUUCCACACUGAACAGAAAUAAAAGCAAAUGUACAUUAGCUUGUCUCGUAAAACAAGUAAUACUUGUUCACAUUUCCUUAUCACAUAGUUUAUCACAGUUUUGACUCAAAUCAGUCUGACCUGACAUAGUUUCCCCUC
Carassius auratus (goldfish) is the source of this 2688-nucleotide messenger RNA. RefSeq names its product E3 ubiquitin-protein ligase TRIM7-like. The record is from RefSeq and is a predicted model, not a curated record. Bases 41 to 1666 code for a protein of 541 amino acids. Gene Ontology annotation, molecular function: zinc ion binding; protein binding. The transcript has 2 exons. Lineage: Eukaryota; Metazoa; Chordata; Actinopteri; Cypriniformes; Cyprinidae.